Messenger RNA from Eimeria mitis, 219 nucleotides. RefSeq lists its product as uncharacterized. The record is from RefSeq and is a predicted model, not a curated record. NCBI's taxonomy places the organism in Eukaryota, Apicomplexa, Conoidasida, Eucoccidiorida, Eimeriidae. Bases 1 to 219 code for a protein of 72 amino acids. The transcript has a single exon.
AUGCAGCAACUGGAGCCGCUGCUGUUUCUGCAGCAACUGGAUAUGCUGCAGCGCAAGCAUCGACUGCUGCAGCAGCUGCAGCAACUGCAGCGGCUGCAGCAACUGCAGCAGCUGCAGCAACUGCAGCAGCUGCAGCAACUGCAGCAGCUGCAGCAACUGCAGCAGCUGCAGCAACUGCAGCAGCUCACGCUGCUUGCAUGCAGCAGAACGCACCUUUGA